AUGACUAUCAUAGUUCUUCUCGUCCUCGUCUUCCUGACCCUGUGCCUCGUGGUCCGAUGCUACCGCUGCCGCGGCUGUGCUGACAGCGAAGGCAACAGCAUUCACGUCGAGCCGCUCGGAAUUCCCAUCACGACAGAACCGCUGACCCGUUACCGAACAUUCGGCUCCGAGUCGGGAUACUCUGCAGACGAGGAGGAUUGUACUGCCGCCGUGACAGGCAGUACCACUACUCCCUGCGACAUAGACCAUCAUGGACGCGCCGGAGACACCAUCGACAACCAGUACAAUACUGCGCGAUGA
Messenger RNA from Geosmithia morbida, 300 nucleotides. RefSeq lists its product as uncharacterized. The coding region runs from base 1 to 300 and encodes 99 amino acids. NCBI's taxonomy places the organism in Eukaryota, Fungi, Ascomycota, Sordariomycetes, Hypocreales, Bionectriaceae. The record is from RefSeq and is a predicted model, not a curated record. The transcript has 2 exons.